AUGUCCCUCAGUAGCGCGAUAACUCCACACACUGUAUUAGUCCCAAUCCGGGACGGCGUGGAGACAGUAACCACCAUCCCGCAACUCCAAGUGACUCACUGCGUAAUUAGCUUGGACCAGAUCUCUUUGUCUCACCUACAGGACGGCUUCGUAAAAUGUACAAUCUCAUUACGAACAUUCCCGUGGGCAGCACUAGAGUGCACGUUCUUUCGAAAACAUCCAUUGAUACACGCGCUACCAAAUGCUUUGAUUCCUGGUGUCACUGCAAACGUGUUAUUGGUCAAACGCGUGCGAGGGACUAAACACAAGGUUGUGGACUGUGGAGAAGAAGAUAUGCCGUGGGUCAACAGGGUCGUCAGACAGAUCAGGCGCCGGACCUUGCAGAACGGUAUUAGCAAGGGCCAGCGAAAUGUAUUAUGGCGUAAUCUUCAUUUCCGUGUCAUAUCUAUAAUACUUCUCCAGGAGACAGAGCUCAUCGAAGGGGUGCAUUGUCUGCUCGUCGAGAACUGCGAUAACAUCCAGUCAUCUGUUGAAUCGUCCCCCACUGUGGGGAUUGCAAAUGAUACGCGAUACACCCGCUCACAUGCUUUCCUCACAUGCUUCCGUGGCGGAUUCUCAGGACUUCUACACUGCACUUCAGCUUCCUUUCGGGCGUGGACCCGAAUCAUUCUGGCAUCGAUAAUCUGA
Molecule: messenger RNA, 687 nt
Organism: Suillus subaureus
Lineage: Eukaryota; Fungi; Basidiomycota; Agaricomycetes; Boletales; Suillaceae
Exons: 5
Coding region: 1-687 (228 amino acids)
Source: RefSeq, a predicted model, not a curated record